Molecule: messenger RNA, 1740 nt
Organism: Onthophagus taurus
Lineage: Eukaryota; Metazoa; Arthropoda; Insecta; Coleoptera; Scarabaeidae
Product: cytochrome P450 4C1-like
Molecular function (GO): monooxygenase activity; heme binding; oxidoreductase activity, acting on paired donors, with incorporation or reduction of molecular oxygen
Source: RefSeq, a predicted model, not a curated record
CUAACAUCAUUAGUAAAUAGGUAGAUAAAAUGAAGCGAAGUGUAGUUGGACUCUGUAUAUAAAUAAAUUCUGAUUAGCCGUUGUAUUCAGUUGUGGCACGAACAAGAAACGGAGUAUAUCUCUAAAAUGUUUCAAUACUUAUUGGCUUUAAUUUUGGGUUUGGUUGCAUGGAGUCUUAUUGGAUAUAUUAAAUGGAGAAUUGACGUGUACAAUAAAAUUGAAAAAAUUAGAGGUCCUAAACGAUAUCCUUUCGUGGGAACGUUACAUAUUUUUCAUGGCGCGUCUCGAACUGAUAUUUAUAGAAUUAUGAUGGAAACAAUUGAUAAAUAUGGCCCAUUUUUUCGAACAUGGAAAAUGUGGACUCCAGAAGUUCAUGUUAUGAAACCUGAACAUCUUGAGCAAAUUAUGGGUAGUUCUGUUCUAUUAAAAAAAGCAUCCGGAUAUAAAUAUCUUAGUUCAUGGUUAGGAGAUGGAUUAUUGUUAAGUGAUGGUAAAAAAUGGCAUCAAAGAAGAAAAAUGAUAACCCCUACAUUCCAUUUUAAAAUAUUAGACACAUUUAUGAAAGUUUUUGAAGAAAAAAGCGAACUUCUCAUAAAAUAUCUAGAAGAGCGUUGUGAUGGGCAAGCUUUCGAUAUGUACCCAUACAUAAAUCAUUGUGCUUUAGAUAUAAUAUGUGAAACUGCUAUGGGAGUGUCAACAAAUGCAAUGUCAGAUAGAAAUAGUAGUUACACUCAAGCUAUUUACAACAUAACAAUUUUAUUAAACAAACGAUUUUUGACUCCGUUACAUCAAACUAAACUUUAUCCAUAUCUACCCGAAGGAAAGCAAUUCGAGCACAAUUUAAAAAUUAUGCACGACUUUACUAAUAAAAUCAUUUCUGAAAGAAGGAAUCUGCUCAAGUCAUUACCACAAAGGAAAGGAAGCAUCGACGAUGUUUUAAUGUCUCAAAAGAAACGCCUCUCAUUUCUUGACCUCUUGUUGGAUGCUUCUGAUAAACUCACGGAUGCUGAUAUAAGAGAGGAAGUUGACACUUUUAUGUUUGAAGGUCAUGAUACAACAACAGCUGCUGUUUCUUGGUGUUUGUUAUUAUUAGCUAAUCAUCCAGAUAUACAAGAAAAAGUGUACCAAGAACUUAAAUCUGUUCUUCAAGGCAAAACAGCACCAGCAUCAAUUUCCGAUUUAAAUAAAUUAAGUUAUUUAGAAUGUUGUGUGAAAGAAGCUUUACGAUUAUAUCCAAGUGUACCUGUUAUUGGAAGAAAAUUAACUGAAGAUGUUGUUAUAGAUGGUUACGAGAUUCCAAAAGAAACUGACGCCAACUUACAUAUUUAUAAAGUACACAGAAACCCGGAUAUUUACCCAAAUCCGGAUAAGUUCGAUCCGGAUAGAUUUUUACCGGAAAAUUCGUCAAAAAGGCAUCCGUACGCUUACGUUCCUUUCAGUGCUGGACCGAGAAAUUGCAUAGGACAAAAAUUUGCUAUUUAUGAAGAAAAAACAAUGAUAGCAUCAAUCAUAAAUGCUUACAAAGUUUUACCAGUCGAUUCGUUAGAUUCUCUCACACUUGUAUUUGAAGUCAUUUUAAGACCAAUUAAUGGUAUAAACCUAAAACUUCAAAAACGUGUUAAUUAAUGUUCACAAAAUAUCAAAUUACAAAUGAUAUAAGAUAUACGAUUGCUUUAAAAUAUCUUUGGAAGUUGGAGAAAUAUAAAUUUUACGAUUAUAAAUAAAGAUUUAUUUAAUUAA